Solanum pennellii is the source of this 1454-nucleotide messenger RNA. RefSeq names its product protein ENHANCED PSEUDOMONAS SUSCEPTIBILTY 1-like. The transcript is spliced from 2 exons. Lineage: Eukaryota; Viridiplantae; Streptophyta; Magnoliopsida; Solanales; Solanaceae. Bases 10 to 1329 code for a protein of 439 amino acids. The record is from RefSeq and is a predicted model, not a curated record.
UCCUUAGAGAUGGAAGAAAUUCAAGUUGUCUCCACUUGUUUAGUUAGAGCAUCAUCAUCAUCAAACUCACAAAAUGUUAACCUAAAUAUUGAAAUAACACCAUGGGAUUUACAAUUCCUCCUUGUUGACACUAUCCAAAAAGGUCUACUUUUCCACAAACCAAAAAAAGAAAAUAUUGACAACUUAAAAAAAUCCCUAUCUCACACCUUACAUUUUUUUCCACCCUUAGCCGGUCGAUUUUCGAUCGUUAAAAAUUCAAACGAUGAUACAAUUUCUCUCUUUAUAAAUUGUAACAACGCUGGUGUGGAAUUUAUCCACGCCAACGCUUCAAAAUUAAGUGUAUCGAUGAUUAUUGAUUCUACUUACGUACCAAAUAUUAUUCACUCUUUAUUUCCAUUGAAUAAUAUUCGAAAUUUCGAAGGUGUUACUAAGCCUUUAUUUGGGGUUCAAAUAACUGAGCUUGUUGAUGGUUGUUUUAUUGGAUGUACUAUGAAUCAUACAUUAGGUGAUGGGACUUGUUUUUGGCAUUUCUUUAAUUCUUGGGCUGAAAUUUCUCGUGGACGUAAAAUUAUUUCUAGAGUUCCAAUUUUAGAGCGUUAUUUUCCGGAGAAAAUAAAUGUUCCAAUUCAUUUUCCCAUGAAUUUGGACGAUGAGAAAUUAUUCGAAAAAAUCGAAAUUCCAACGUUGGUGAAAAGGGUAUUUCAUCUUAGUAAAGAAAAUAUUAGAAGACUAAAGAAUAAGGCCAAUGAUGAAAUGAGUAUUAACUCGAUUUCUUCUUUGCAAGCUUACUUGGCUCAUCUAUGGCGAUGUGUUACGCGAUGUCGCAAGAUUGAUGAUGGUGAAGAAGUUUUUAUCGGUAUUCUCAUAGGCGCAAGGUCAAGACUAAACCCUCCUCUACUAGAAGGAUAUUUUGGAAAUGCAGUUCAUAUCAAGAAAGUAAAGACAAGUGCAAGGGAACUACUAGAAAAUGGACUAGGAUGGGUUGCAAUGCAAAUAAAUAAGAUGGUUGCUUCUCAAAACUCUAAAGAAGUGAUCAAAAUGUACAAAGGAUGGAUUGAAAAUCCAAUUAUAUUUAAUAAGACUAGAGUCUUUGUAGAUGAAACUAGAUUGAGUAUUGGUAGUUCUACAAGGUUUAAUAUUUAUGGUAAUGAUUUUGGUUGGGGAAAACCAAUUGGUGUGAGGAGUGGAAUGGCAAAUAUAAGAGAUGGAGGAAUUACUUUAUUUCAAGGUGCAAAUGAAGGAAGUGUAGAUAUUGAAGUUUGUAUGUGUCCACAUACUUUGCAAGCAAUGGAGAAUGAUCAAGAAUUUAUGGAGAUAUAUGGUAACUAAUUAAACGUGAUACGUUUUUCUUUUUAGUUUGUUUCGAAUGAAAUCGUAACUUUUUAUAUUUAUUUUUAAAUUAUAUUUUGGGGGAAUUAAAAGUUUGGCAUAUAUACUUCAUGUUCUCACCACCA